Molecule: messenger RNA, 1696 nt
Organism: Rhipicephalus microplus (southern cattle tick)
Lineage: Eukaryota; Metazoa; Arthropoda; Arachnida; Ixodida; Ixodidae
Product: nose resistant to fluoxetine protein 6-like
Molecular function (GO): acyltransferase activity, transferring groups other than amino-acyl groups
Source: RefSeq, a predicted model, not a curated record
GAGGGACGGCGUAGAUGAUCACCGACUCUUCACAGGCCAAAUCGGGCGAGGGUGAAGCCGUAGAGUCGCUUCGCGUGGUCAGGCGAGGAACACAUCUCGGCCAGAGCAACUCCACAAUGAACAACGGCUGCGCACCUGCGCUGUCUUAACUCGCGAGGAGGUAUUAAUUUUGAAAGUCCAUUCGCUUUCACUUUGUAACAAAAUUUUGAUAUCUGUGAAAAGGCUGCAAGCGCUGCCUUUAAGUAUGACCCAAUCUUGGGUACCUGAAAUGUUCACCCAAAAGGCUCUAGCAUCGCUAUCCCUCCUUUUGCUAGUGUGCAUACCACUAGUUUGGUGCUACGAUGAAGGCGACACCACCACGACUACGACACCAAAACCAGAUGAAGGCGUCGUAGGAAAGUUGCAGGCGCUCAUUGCCAGCAUGAUGGACAAGAUAUCCCCUGACCUAACGCGAAAGUUGCUAACGGCGGAAGUCUCAUCUACGUGCAGCAUUGGACUCCUCAAACUCGUCGGUGCAAUUCGAAGGACCGAACCAUGGGCUCUAAGACUCAUUGAUGCGAUGGGCAAAUACCCCACCGGACUACUACAAGCUACUAAAACUGACCUUGGAGCAUUCGACGAGUGUCUGGAAACUGUCGUACAUGACAGUUUUGGCCAUGAGGUCACGCGAGCGCAGUAUUGCAAUCUGGAUAUGCGCAUAAACAAAGGUAGCAGCUUUGUUGAAACAACUUUUGCUGCGAUGGAAGUUGCCUACCCAAACCUAUACAGAUAUAAGGAACAUAUGACAGACUUGCGUCUGCCACCCAUUCGCAUUGGAAUCUGUGUCACGAAUGACUGCAAUGAGGAGGAAUUGCAAGAACUCAUCAACAAAAUGGUACCACCUGGGCUAAAUCUGAAAGUAAGCAACUGCGUGGCAAAUGUUCCAGUGCCGUUGACCAAUGGACAGACGGCGAUAAUAAUAACCCUCGGUGUUCUCGCCGCACUCCUAGUGAUUGGUACUGCCAUCGAUGUCUACAUGCGUCCAAAAUCCGAGUACAAAGCAACAUGUGGCAUUCUGCUGCGCUGCCUCACCGCAUUCUCCCUAAUCUCGAAUACGAAGGUGCUGCUGCAAGUGGUCAAAGACAAAAGUUCCGACGCCUAUACUCUCCGUUUCUUCCACGGACUGCGCUUCUUCAGUUUGACGUGGAUUGUACUGGGCCACUGUUAUGGAACAGUGUCGCCAACUUGGUCCCGGUUGCUGAACAACUUACUGAUGGCUGAACGCAUAUCAAGCAUAAUGGUCCCGGCGGCAUAUAUAGCUGUGGACACAUUCUUCUUCCUCAGUGCGUUCCUAAUGUGCUACACAGUAUCAAAACAGAAGAAACCUGCCAUCGUCGUGUUCAUAUUUGCGGUGAUACGACGGUUUAUAAGGACUAUGGUGCCGGUAUUCUUCGUUCUCAUGUGCAUGUACUUGCUCCCCGUGCUUACAUCGGGGCCUGACGCAAGGACCUAUUUUGAGAAGUUCUACGACGAAAUGAACCAGCUUUGGCUUGCCAUACUACUUCAGAUUCAAAACUACAAGAUAAAAGCUUUCUCCAUACUGGUACACCUGUGGUACCUUUCAGUCGACUUCCAGUACUUUCUUGUGAGCCUACCGAUUGCCAUCAUCUUGAAAAAGUAUGUCUUACUAAAACAGCCAUACAACCAUUGCUAUUAA